Molecule: messenger RNA, 963 nt
Organism: Triticum aestivum (bread wheat)
Lineage: Eukaryota; Viridiplantae; Streptophyta; Magnoliopsida; Poales; Poaceae
Exons: 1
Coding region: 92-748 (218 amino acids)
Source: RefSeq, a predicted model, not a curated record
UCGAGACCGCACCAGUUGGCGUCUCCAGCCCCAAAUCAGAACAAGCGUUCCAAAGCGACAAUACCCGACUAAAAAAAAGCGAAAAUAUCCGAUGAUCUAUCCCCAGAUCGAAAUAAGAAGCGUUCCCAAAAUCAUGGCGGCGGUGCCGGUAAGCGUUCAGAAAAAUAACGAGUUUCUCAAGCCGUGCAGCGCCAAGAGGAAGGCAGAUGAGGCGGCUGCCGGCGAGGAGUCUCACCCGAAGGUGUGCAGCACCAAAGGGAAGGCGGAGGCUGCGGCGAUCGGCAGUAGUUUGGGCGACGAAGCUGGUCAUGCGACGGAGGCCGUCGCAGAAUCAGAGAAGAAGGCGGCGGCGGCGACCAAAGGAGAGGACGAGGCCGCCAUAGGGAGGAAGAAGACGCGGCUACCGCAGGAGGAGGUCGACUCGAUCCUUACCAGGGUGGUGGAUACCAGUCGGCCCCCUCGUCUCUUCCAGGCCCUGAGGAGCGAAAACCCCAGCUUGGUGCCUUCGCCGGAGGAGAUGCUGGACAGGUCGAAGGUGGCAUUGUACGGCAUGGCCCGUCUGUACUACAAAUCUCGAGAGAGUUUCGCCGAGUACCAGGCCUGGGUCCUUAGCCAGCUCCAGGAGAAGGGCUGCGUGGAGGUAGACGAUGAGGCCAUCGCUCUCAGGGCCGAGCUCAGAGCAUACAGCGACCAAGUACGGAAGGAGGUAAUCAAAGACCUCACCUUCUCCGAUUCCGACCAAGACUAAUUGAUUAAUCAGGGCCGAGUUCCGUAGCAAGGAUUGGUUAUUCAUGAUGCUUCUCCGAUGAUGAGUUUCUAUGUUCCAAGAUUCAGAUCGAGUUCUAGCUUGUGCGUGCACCUCGCUGUUAUUAUUUGUUCAAGGCGGCACCAACAUCGAUCUGUAGCAUACGCCGAUGAACACCUUUUAAUUUUAUCCUCUGUUUUAUUCGAGGAAAAAGAUGA